AUGCAGAAGUUUAGCUGUGAACAAGGAACCGCAGCGGGCGGCAUGCUCGAAUUCGAUGACCCAGAAUACUCUGUCUCUGGAUUUUUCCCUUUUGUUUCUGAUGAACAAUUUCCCCUUUCAAGUCUGCAACUGACUUACGGCGCUGCUGUAAGGCAAAGUUCUGAUGGUCGCCUCAGCCAACAAAUCGGUGAUGCGCAGGAUGGUGCUGCGUUGGACGGUGCUUCCGCUGGUUUUGCAGUUUUGCUUGGCAGCUUUACUGAUUCAUCUCGGCACGACUACUGGUGGAACGCGGCUGAUGCCCAACUAGACUUUAUACUCAACGUAGCUCCUCGUACCUCUACUGGAGUUAUUUCCCACCGCGUUGACUCACGCCGAUAUUGGGCAGAUGACGUCUACAUGGGGUUCCCCUUCAUUGCCUACUUUGGCGCAGUCACCACCAAUGCAACUCUCCUCCAGAUAGCAUACGAUCAAUGUCGCUUGUACCGUGAUGCUCUGAUUCUGGACGGCCCAACUGGAAAACUCUGGGGACAUAUUUACUCCGACGACACUAAAGAGUGGAUAGAUGAAGGUAUCUUGGGAACCGCACUUGGCAUACUACGUGUUACUGCGACAAUUCAGACGACUGAGCACUGUUCAGAGAUGGCCUCUCAGAUUGUUGAUCUCACCUCAUGGGUAAAGGAAAUUGUGGACGGCGAGUUUGCUGCCCUGACAUCAGAAACUUUGGUCCCGGACUAUAUCACUGGAGGUCCUUCCUUCCCUGAUGCAGCGUCCUCCGCUGCCCUUGCCUCUGUGGCAUAUCGGGUGGCAUAUUUAUACCCACAGCAGUUCGGCACAAACUACACAAAUGUGGCUGCGAAAAUACGAAAUGCGGUCGUGAGCAAUGUCACGAACCUCGGUACCAUGCAGCCCAUAGUCGACCCCUUGGAUUGGACUCAACCAGGAUCGCUGAAUACAGAGUCAUAA
Suillus paluster is the source of this 963-nucleotide messenger RNA. RefSeq lists its product as uncharacterized. The record is from RefSeq and is a predicted model, not a curated record. NCBI's taxonomy places the organism in Eukaryota, Fungi, Basidiomycota, Agaricomycetes, Boletales, Suillaceae. The transcript is spliced from 6 exons. Gene Ontology annotation, biological process: carbohydrate metabolic process. The coding region runs from base 1 to 963 and encodes 320 amino acids.